CUUGUCGGUUCGAUUAGGAGAGGGAUAUGCCAUGGUCCCUAAGGAUGUCCUAGCGAAUAUUAAGUGGGAAUCAUAUAAAAACGCAACAAGAAAACUACUAACAGCUGUUUUUCCUCGCGAAGCUCUGGCAACGCACUCUAUGUCAGGGAAACCAUCUCCAGCAUUUCCCAACAAACCAGCAAAGGCGAAGUUGGACCCAAAUGUCAUUAGCGAUAUUAUUAAAACCGUUAUGGCCAAAUGUGGCGUAGCGGAAAAUAUAGUGAGGAUGACCAUAACAACUAAAUGCGCUGACGAGAGUAAGAUGAUGCGAUACCGGCAGAGAUAAAGAGAUGAUAAUGCUGAAGUGUAAAUUUUAUACACAACUCUAA
This is a messenger RNA of Pieris brassicae (large cabbage white), 368 nucleotides long. RefSeq names its product protein insensitive-like. Gene Ontology annotation, biological process: positive regulation of neuron differentiation; negative regulation of Notch signaling pathway. The transcript has 4 exons. The record is from RefSeq and is a predicted model, not a curated record. NCBI's taxonomy places the organism in Eukaryota, Metazoa, Arthropoda, Insecta, Lepidoptera, Pieridae. Gene Ontology annotation, molecular function: DNA binding; transcription corepressor activity. Bases 32 to 325 code for a protein of 97 amino acids. Gene Ontology annotation, cellular component: nucleus.